Sphaeroforma arctica JP610 is the source of this 186-nucleotide messenger RNA. RefSeq lists its product as hypothetical. NCBI's taxonomy places the organism in Eukaryota, Ichthyosporea, Ichthyophonida. The transcript has a single exon. The annotation marks the transcript as partial. The record is from RefSeq and is a predicted model, not a curated record. Gene Ontology annotation, cellular component: cytosol. Gene Ontology annotation, molecular function: magnesium ion binding; phosphatase activity.
GUAGAUAUCAGCCGUGUGAUGACCUUCGGAGACGGGAACAACGACAAAGAGAUGCUCAGAGCAUCUGGACUGGGCUGUGCGAUGGGGAACGGUCGUGUGGAAACGAAGGCGGCAGCCAAUGUGACUAUAGGCUCAAACGUAGAAUCGGGACAGGCCAAGUUUCUGGCGAAGCUAUUUGGGAUUUAA